Molecule: messenger RNA, 726 nt
Organism: Ruditapes philippinarum (Manila clam)
Lineage: Eukaryota; Metazoa; Mollusca; Bivalvia; Venerida; Veneridae
Exons: 3
Coding region: 7-567 (186 amino acids)
Molecular function (GO): heme binding; oxygen binding
Source: RefSeq, a predicted model, not a curated record
UCAAGAAUGGGAUGUAAUGUUAGUAUAAAUGAGGACAAGGCAAUUGUUCGCGACAGGGACCGUAAUGACUACGAGAAAAACGCCCCGAUAGUCAGUGAAGCAGAGAAAAUGAUCAUUCAAAACAAUUGGCAGACUUUGAAAUUGCAUAUUGCAAACAUUGGAGUAAUAACGUACGUAAGUUUGUUUGAGAGCCGUCCUGAACUUAUCAAUACGUUUUCGAAAUUUGAAGGGAAAGAUGUGUACAAAUUACAAGAAUCCGGGUUGCUUCAGAAGCAUGCACUCCGAGUAAUGGCAACCAUAGAUAAAUGUGUCACGUGUAUCAACGAGCAUGUCAAAUUGAUUCAUAUUUUAAGGGAAGUAGGCCAUUAUCACAGACAGAACAAUGUUCGUUCUAUUGAUAUACAGGUAAUAUUACCACAUUUUCUUUGUGCAAUGAAGCCGUAUAGCCAGGGCAAGUGGUGUGAAGAAAUACAAAGGGCGUGGGCAAACUUUCUGUCGUUUAUAGUGUAUUAUAUUCAACGUGGCAUGCAACAGAAGCACGAAGAUAGUGUGAACAAUCAUUUUUAAGUGUGAAUGUUUAGAAAAUACAUUUGAAAAGACUUGCAUCAACAACGAUUCGCGUAUUAUAUAUUUGAAAUAAUAGCAUGAGUGUUAAAAAGUGAUUUGCAUAUUGUAUAUUAAAAUUACUAGCAUUUAUUGUAAAGAGGUGAUAUUAGAAUUGCAAUU